AUGCUGCCUCAAACGCUGCUGCUUUCCUCGCCCUCCCUCGCGGCCUCUUUCUCUUCUCCAUCCUCCUCCUCCUCCUCCUCCUCCUCCUCCCCUCCCUCUGCCGCCGCCGCCGCCGCCCUUGACCCUCACCGCCACCAACAACAACACCAACUCCCAUUCCAACCACAGUAUCCCCUCGACCACCCACAGCUCCAACAGCAGCACCUUCUACAACAGCGUCUGCUCCUCCAACAGCAGCAGCAACAGGCCCAGCUCCAGCUCCAGCUCCUGCAGCUCCGUCAGAAGCAACGCCUCCAGGAAGAGUACCAAGAACAGCUACAGCGCCACCACCGCCGCCCUCAUUCGCUUGAACAUAGAUCAGCCUCCUCCUCGCUCUCCCCUGCAACCCAGCCCCCGUCCGAUCCCCUCGAUUUUGUGCCAACUCAGUCCCCUCUUGCUCCUGCUACGGCUCCAUUCCCUCCUCAGCAACCACCACAACCACAGCCGCACCAGCUCCUGUCUCAGUCAUUUGUCCACCCAUUCCUCGGUACCAGCAGCAACAAGACCGGCCCUCCGAAACUAAUCAGUGCCUCAGUUCCCACAACCGCCUCAAUGGAUAUCUUGGCCAUGGCCCCGUUUCCGAUGCAUCAGCACCAAACCUUCGCCUCCAACCUCCCUGUGCUACAGCAACCAGUGCAGCAAAUCACUGGUCUCCCAAUACAGGCUCAGCAGCAGCAGCAACAGAAAGUACAGCAACGGCAGCAGGCAUUCAGCAACAAUAACCCGUUCUAUCAUCCGCUCAAGUACGAGACAGGCCAGUCGCAAGAGUCACAGUUGACAAUUAACAUGACCAAUGUGAGCAUGGACACGACCUCUGCUGGCCUCGUAGCGCUUCCCGGCUCCACUCUUGCCCGUAAUGGAGUGGACGGCAACCAAGCAAAUGGAUGGAUACGACAUGAGCACGCCAUGCUGAACGGAGGCUCAUCUUUGUUCGGUACUAACACCGACGAUCUCUUGCGGAGGUUGUCACACUCAAGUGGCGCCAGUGAUAUGAGCAUCCAGUCUUCUGGUUUCUCCCCCGAGACACAGAUGGCGGGAUACACGCUCGACGCAUGGAUUAUCCAGAAGAAGGACCAGAUGGAGGAGAUCUCACCCACGGGUGGAAUCAUUCAGGCCCCCGCCGUUCAGGAGGUUCGCACCGGCCAGCAGUUCCUCAUCAAGCUCCAGCUCAACAAGCAGGGUUCCCCCGCUCAGUCCUCAACAAAAUACCCGGCCAUGCGUGUCGAUCGUCGCGAAGCCAUCAACACCGCUGGCGAACCUCGCGCCGGUGCCGAGCCCUUGACCCUGCAGAUCAUUGUGCAUCUUGCCAAGAGUCGCCAGGUUAGGAAAGGUGCUUGUGCCAAGUGCUGCCAUAAGUACGGUCCUUCUUCCCCUAUUCUGGUCUUGCUUGAUCCUCUCUCGCCAUCAGUAACAGACCCAUCUUCAUACGCCCACCUCGACACGACGACUGGAUCCGUCACCAUCCUGGCCAAGGUAAUCUGCUCAUCCACAGACCAUGGCGAGCGCGGUAACAAGGACCGAUAUCUCUUUGAGUUCCGACUCAGGCGUACAAGCAGCGUUCUGAACAACGUGACGAAGAUGAACAUAAGUCCCCUGGGCGCAGACUCAAGGGAGGAUGAUGCUGACACCAUCGCCAGCUGCUAUACUGCACCGAUCAUGUGCUCUGGCCACCACAAGGCUAAGCGGGUCUACCCUAACCAGCGACCGUCCAAGGUCACUAAGGACGGACCUAUGCCCAAGACCAAGGUAGUCAAGCGCCAAAAGGAUAUUCCCAGCCUAGCUGACCAGAUCCAGACGUCACAGCUGUUCCCCAGCCGGCAAGAUGAGUUCCUUCGAUCAGGGUCAACCUCAAGCAGCUCCACUUACCCUUCGCCACUCUCGUUCAUGCAGGACAACGUCCCAGGCGCUUCGGCCAUGUCGAACUUUGGCGACGAUCAGCCAAGCGAUCUUGAAUUCGGAACCAGCACUAUCGGCAACCAACAGCUCCUGAAUUCGACUGACAAUAACAUAUUGGAUCCAUCACAACCCCUGCAGCCGCAACCUCCAAGGAUCUUUGAGGUCAGACCCGACCAUGGCCCCAUCCGCAAGAUCACAGACGUCGUACUCCGUGGACUGUUCUUCCGCGAUGGCAUGGUUCCCUACUUUGGAUGCUUUCCUGCCCAAGACAUCGUCGUUGAGACAUCUAACCUGAUCAUCUGUAAGGCCCCCGACAGCCCCUUACCCGGAACCGUUUCCAUCACCAUCUAUGACAGCGUCGGUAACACCUUUGUAGAUCUGAGUCAGUUCACAUAUACCGACGACUCUGAGACUGAGCUCUUGAUUUUGCAGCUCCAGCUCCGACUCGCCCACCGUGCUCUUGAAUAUCUACACAGUCAGGCCACUGGUCAGAAAGGCAGUGCCAACGAUAUCUUGAAUAGUAUUCCUGGGCUAGCGUCAGCUUCACCUCGCUCGCCCUUGGGCGGGAAUGUUAUGUCGGACUCGGCUGAUCAUAUGGACGAUUCGACCAUUUUGACGCUGGAUCAAGUGGAGGAGGGAAUUCUAAAGACUCUUGAUCAGCUUCCGGCAGGAUUCGACAUUUCUAUGCCUCUGGAUGACCAGGGUAACUUGCUCCACCUCAGCAUCCUGCUUGGACUCGAUAGGCUAACCAUGCGCUUGAUCGAGGAGGGAUGUGAGCUCGAGGCUCUCGACACCUGGGGCAUGACACCACUUAUGUAUGCGGUCGUUAAAGAGAGCGAACUCGUUGUCCGUUCUCUGGUUCUGGCCGGAGCCACCUCGUCUGGUGCCAAGACCCCCAAGGAUUUCUACAAUUUCUUGCCUCGUCCCGUCACGCCUACACGUGCCGUCGUUGGCUAUUUGUCGGUCUGCUGCGAACGUUAUUCGAAGACCUUAAGGACGCUGGUUUUGGGUAACACGCUUGGACAGCCAAAUCUGGUUCAGAUUGAGCACGAGGGGACAUUGGAGUCAUCAGAGAGUGAAUCUGAUUCAGAGGAGCAGGCAGAAGAGGAGAAAGGCGAUGCUGCGGUUGCUUCUCAGGUGACGGACGAAAAUGCUCCAGUUAUUGUGGGGACUGCGCCUAAGGAGGUCGGCGCUGGAAUGACCCCUGCAGCAUCUGUGGAGGGGAGUGAAGAUAAUACGUUGGCUCAAUUGGCACAGACGCUCAGGGGCGUUCAUCUCACACACGACAUGCCACCAUUGUACCAGCAGGAUUUACCACCGAUGCAUGUUGUUGGCUCGGACGGCUCGAUCACCGUCAACAUGAAGGUCUUGAAGGGCGAUGAGAUCCCUCGGGGUGUUCCUGGUAUACAGACGAUUACCACCGACAAUGAGGAGUCUGGCUAUCACAGCGGUGUGUACUCUGAGGUCCAGGACCGACUGAGCCUCUUGAACAAGGCAUUGUUGCCCUCAGAUGGACUUAAAAUGACAGUUGCAUUCCACAGAGCUGCUUCCAGCACACCAGUGUCCCCAGCGGGUGUUGAGAUCCCCACGCCCGAGAACUUAUUUAGGACAGGCGAUAAUUUCAACAUCGAGAUUCGUUUGACGACGACGGUUGUGCCUGGCGUGGAGUACAUCCCACUGCCCAGAGAAUUCCUGGGAAUCCGAUUUCCUCGCGAGAUGGUCAAGCGCGUAAACGGUCGUCCAGUGUCGAUCUUGAACGAGAUGACCUAUAUUCUCAGGGCUUCGAUCGAGCUCGGCACGCGCAAUACGAUGGUCAAGGCUUCGAGUAGUGAGGUCCAUCAGCACCAGGGUGAUGGCAUCGAGCUCAAGGGCGCGUGUAACAAUUGCGCAAAGUAUCUCCAUGAGAAUAAGAAGGUCUCGCCAUCUCGUGUGUCUCGCGAGGACCCGACGGCGUACCCGAUCCUGCAAUUCAGUGUCCCUGCUCCUGUCAACCCUAUGCAGCAAGCUAUGCUAGAGGACUUGGACUACAAUGCGGAGGUAAUGGAGUUGCACAAUGGACAUGUGGAGGUCAAGGCGCGCGUCAACUGUUCAAGUCUGCAUCAUCUUGUCCAGCGCGAGAAGGCCAGGCGCGCAGCAGAGCUUGCUCUGCCCUCGUCUUCGUCUGCGUCCUCAUCUUCGACUCCUUCAACAUCGGCAUCAACAGUUGCGACUGGCAAGGCGGCGCUGGGGGCGAAGGAUCUAGAAGACCCUGGAUUCGUGUUCAUGUUUGAGUUGGUCCAUCCAACGUUGAACCGAGUGGUGGCCAAGUUUGAGACAGGGCCUUUCUUAUUCCAGAGCUACUCUCUCAAACGAAGAACCUGA
Messenger RNA from Gamsiella multidivaricata, 4296 nucleotides. RefSeq lists its product as uncharacterized. The record is from RefSeq and is a predicted model, not a curated record. The transcript is spliced from 5 exons. The coding region runs from base 1 to 4296 and encodes 1431 amino acids. Lineage: Eukaryota; Fungi; Mortierellomycota; Mortierellomycetes; Mortierellales; Mortierellaceae.